AUUACAUGUGUAUACUUAACCACUAUUCCCCUACAUUCUUUCCCUUCCAAGUCAGCCAUCGUGUCCAACAUUAGUAAUUGUACUGUGAUGACAAUACCGCGUACGCAGCAAGAAUCGCUGUUCUAGGCCGAUUCCAUUUCACCACGACUAGUAUUUAUUCACGCAAAUCAUCUGACAAAGGAUGGCGUUUACCUGUGUGACAACUUUCCACAAUAUGAAAUAGACCCGGGAUCGUGGGAGAGUAGAAUGUUAGAACUCUGGCGAUUUCUCUUGCCUGGGGAUAAUUAAACUUUCGGGUUCCUCACGCCCGCGACCGUAUUGCAGAUGCCUUGGACGUCUGAUUUUAGACUCGAUGAAUCCUCACGAAUCGUUCAAUUGUCCCCAGUGGUGAGUACGGACCCAGAAGUUGGAACCACCGAUGUUGUCCGGGCCAGCGCUGGUGCAAUAACGAAGUUGCUGCAGGCCGCACAGGAAGCGGGCUCGUUCCCCAAACUAUACAAUUGGCCGAACGAGAAAUUCCCUUUCGCUGUAGACCGUGCUAUAGCACCAUACCUUGGCAUUGUAACAACAGGGCCUCACUUGAACGCCUUUGUCCGCGAUGAUAACGGUUUAGUUGCUAGUAUCUGGGUUGCUAAAAGGGGAAUGAAUAAACCUAUGUACCCAGGUAUGUUAGAUAACGCAGUUGGCGGAGCUGUGGUAGAAGGCGAAACACCCCGCGGAUGUCUAUUACGGGAAGCAAUGGAAGAGAUCGGGAUUGAUGCCAAAGAUGCUGUAUCUGGAGGAACUGUAUCUUGGUUCAGAAUCAAAGAAAACCGGACAGGGUUUACACCUGGCUUGGUAGAGCCGGGGGUGCAAUAUGUUUACGAUCUGGGAGUCGGCUCGGAGACUAUACUACACUCUCCCGAGGCUGGUACCGACUGGCUGCAUCUACUGAGCAUCAACGAGGUAAUGGGGGCUCUGCGACGCCACGAGUUCAAACCCAGCAGUGCCUGCGUCAUGAUUGACUUUCUUAUACGGCAUGGCAUAAUUACUGCCGAAACCGAUCCCGACUUUGCAGACGUGGUCUCUCGAUUGCAUCGCAAGCUAUCACUACCCACCAGGUUUCCCGAACAAACCCGACAGCAGUAACGCAGUGCUUACAAGCCUACCUGACUCUGUCUGUGAGCCUACGACUGAAAUGGUAUGAGGAGAUCCGCGCUCGUUUUUCACUGCCUUUGUAUUGGCAUUCCAAUCAACUUUUGUGCUUAGGUCAUGCCUUUUAGAAUUACAUCGUUCGUUUCAGCGCAUGGUGGCGGCGCGGGCUCUAGCUGCGAACCACUAUGCUUGCCUAGAUACCGUGUAACAGUUUCUGAGGGAGAGUUUUGAAGAAGAAUGUUGGGGAAACCUCGUCCAAUAUAAGACUGGCGAUGGCUUCAAGCAACUAGCACAGGAGCCAACAGAAGAGGGCGUCGUUUUUUUUUUUUUUGGAAAAAGAAAAAAAAAAAGGAAAGAGAAAGAUAAUUUCACAUCGCUAAAGGUCUCUCAAUUACCUAUAAAUCUACCCAGCCUACGUAGGUACCUAGGUAACUAGGUAGGUACAUAUACAUACUUAGAUUUGUAUCGGAUCUGAGCAAGAUCGCGCUAAAACCGCGGGGGAGGGGCUCGAGGGGUAGGUGCGGGGCAUCUCCAGACCCUGUAUCUUGGUUACCUAAGUACCUAGAUAGAUGUAGAUCGCCGUCGAUCACUUUAAUUAGG
Molecule: messenger RNA, 1734 nt
Organism: Xylaria bambusicola
Lineage: Eukaryota; Fungi; Ascomycota; Sordariomycetes; Xylariales; Xylariaceae
Product: putative thiamine pyrophosphokinase
Exons: 2
Coding region: 325-1128 (267 amino acids)
Molecular function (GO): 8-oxo-dGDP phosphatase activity
Source: RefSeq, a predicted model, not a curated record